Colletotrichum paranaense is the source of this 1143-nucleotide messenger RNA. Its product is annotated as alkaline proteinase. Gene Ontology annotation, biological process: proteolysis. The transcript is spliced from 5 exons. Gene Ontology annotation, molecular function: serine-type endopeptidase activity. NCBI's taxonomy places the organism in Eukaryota, Fungi, Ascomycota, Sordariomycetes, Glomerellales, Glomerellaceae. The record is from RefSeq and is a predicted model, not a curated record. Bases 1 to 1143 code for a protein of 380 amino acids.
AUGUUCCCCCACUCACAGAACCUGACACCAUUACCCUCUGCGCGGCAUGGCUUCCACGAAGAGCAGCUCGACGGCAGUGCAUAUGUGAACAGCUCAUGGAUCGUCGCUCUCAAGUUAGGCAUCGACAAACGCGACGUGGAGCAACACCUCGGUUGGAUUCACGGUACUCACAGGCGGAGUUUGUCUCGCGGUCAGACGAGUGGAGUCGAAAGGACAUUCGGAAUCGAGAAUUUUCAUGCCUACACUGGCGAGUUUGACAAAGAGCUGUUGGCCGAGAUUCAAGCCAAAGAUGAGGUCAUCGCAAUCGAGCCUGACCAUGAAGCUGCAUUGACAGCUCUCACCGAGGUCAGCGACCAGCCUUGGGGUCUAGCCAGCCUCUCCUCUCGAGCAAGACUCGCCAGCGCCGACGUGGAUCAUCAGACCUACAUGGACGCGCGAUCAAGGGCACCAAAUGUUUUCCCCGAAGUUGCUCACGACGAUGAUUUUGGGCACGGCACGCACGUGGCUGGCACCAUUGGAUCCGUAAGGUUCGGUGUCGCAAAGAAUGCGACCCUUGUCGACGUGAAGACGACCAGGGUUGCUUAUGGCACGACGACCAAGAUUAUCGAGGCUUUGGAGUGGUCUGUACAGAAUAUCACCAACACUCCUGGGAGGGCUGGCAAGUCUGUCGUCAGUAUGAGUCUAGCCACUGCUACAUCCACAGCAUUGAAUGAUGCCGUCGACGCAGCCACAGCCUUGGGUGUCUUCAUCGUCGUCGUCGGUGCUGGGAACGAUGGAAAGGAUGCUUCCACGAGAUCACCAGCUAGCGCGCCGACUGACUUCACCGUUGGUGCGAUUGACAUUAACAGCACUAGAGCUAGGUGGUCCAACUUUGGGCCUUCUGUGGAGGUCUUUGCUGCUGGGGUGGAUGUGAGAUCGACUUCUGUGUACCAGGAUGGAACUGAUCUUUUAUCGGGAACGUCAAUGUCAACACCACACAUUUCCGGGUUGGCGUUGUAUCUCGAGGGACUGGAGGGCUCUGUCGUGGACGCACCGGCGGCGAUCGGUGCACGCAUCAAGGAGCUUGCUACCAAGGACAUAGUUGCCGAUCCUGGAGUUGGCAGUCCUGAUCUUGUUGCGUAUAAUGGGAAUGGUCGACGAUGA